AUGCUACGGGGCUGCAACGCUACGAUGGCACAUGCUUCACUGCCGGUGCUCGAUGCAGGUUGUGGCACUGGCCUGAGUGGGGAGGCUUUGGCAGCAGCUGGAUUCAGAGAACUGGUGGGUGUGGACGUCAGCAGUGAGAUGUUGAGGCUUUGCGAAGCAAAGAGGCUCUACAGCUCUAUUUCCUGCUGGGACUUGGAGGGCUCGCAGGGACCUCUGCCAUUUGCCGACGACAGCUUCUCGGCGGUGGUAUGUGCUGGUGUCCUGUCAUAUGUCCAGCGGUUUGACAAGGUCUACAAAGAAUGGUGCAGGGUGGUCGCCCCAGGUGGCCAUGUCAUUUUCACACACCGUGAUACGCUUUGGGAUGCCAACGUGCACUCGUGCCGGUCUGCGGCAGCAUCACUCCAGAAGUGGCGCCUAGUUCAGAGCUCAACGCCCGAGGCCUACAUGCCUCGAACGCCAGAACCUCGGGAAAAUGCAAAGAAGGUCCGAUAUCUGGUUUUCCAGUGCUUCUAG
This is a messenger RNA of Symbiodinium sp. CCMP2592, 513 nucleotides long. NCBI's taxonomy places the organism in Eukaryota, Dinophyceae, Suessiales, Symbiodiniaceae. The record is from the annotation of a GenBank genome assembly.